Molecule: messenger RNA, 6032 nt
Organism: Mangifera indica (mango)
Lineage: Eukaryota; Viridiplantae; Streptophyta; Magnoliopsida; Sapindales; Anacardiaceae
Product: bromodomain and WD repeat-containing protein 1-like
Exons: 25
Coding region: 455-5620 (1721 amino acids)
Biological process (GO): regulation of cell shape; cytoskeleton organization; regulation of transcription by RNA polymerase II
Cellular component (GO): nucleus
Molecular function (GO): protein binding
Source: RefSeq, a predicted model, not a curated record
UCGAUUCAACGUAGAAGGGUGGGAGUAAAGCUAUAAAACGCUCGUUUCCUUCAACAUCUUUCUCCUUCCUCUUUCCUUCUCACUGUGUUUCUUUCUCUCGGUCUUUUCUCUACAAUAACUAACAACAAAAACCUCCACAGACACAGAGUGCUCCCUCCAAAGAAUCUAAAAUUUCCUUAUUUGGCGCGUGGUCUUCACUCUUCACUUUCAUUCCACACCGCACGAUCUCAUUUUACGCUUGCUUUUCAAUUCACAAAGCUCGAGAGUGAAAAACUGAAGACACGCUACAAAAACGCAUCGUUUUUUGUUCCAACCAACUCCAUUGCAGAGAGGAGUGCAUUUAUGGAAUUUAGCAGUUAUUGGUUUCUUCAAAAGUGUAGAAGAAGAUUUCAAGUUUGUUGGGGCCGUCCAUCUGGUUAAUCUAUUUUACUUGUUGAGAAGAAUACAGAAAAAUAUGGCUCUUUGGAAGUACAUUCCAGCUGGGGACGCACCUUCUGCUUCUAUGAAACCUUUGAAUCUUUCAAGUAAGGUGCAGGGAGAUGCUCAGCUUGCAGAUCCUAAAAAAAGUCAUACUGCGGAGCCCGAUGUGGAUAUUGAUCUCAGGGAAGUUUAUUUUUUGAUUAUGCAUUUCCUCUCAGCUGGGCCAUGUCAGAGAACUUAUGGACAGUUUUGGAAUGAACUUCUCGAACAUCAACUUCUUCCUAGAAGGUAUCAUGCUUGGUAUUCAAGGAAUGGGGUACACAGUGGGGAUGAAAAUGAUGAUGGCCGGUCAUUCCCGUUAAGUUACAAUAAGUUGGUGGAGAGGUAUCCUCACAUUGAAAGGGACCACUUGGUAAAGCUUUUAAAGCAGUUGAUAGUAAGUGCACCCUCUCUGUCACGAAACAUGAUCAGUGGAAAUGCACCAAAUGCAGCUGACGUUCCUACUCUUUUAGGAACAGGAACAUUUUCACUUUUGAGCUAUGAUAUGGAUCAAGGACAAUUUGAAGAUAAACGUCCCUCCACUCACAUGCGUUGGCCUCAUGUGCACAUUGAUCAGGUUCGUGGGCUAAGUUUGAGAGAACUUGGGGGUGGUUUCACACGACAUCAUCGUGCUCCAUCUAUUCGUGUAGCAUGUUCUGCCAUUGCAAAACCAUUAACCAUGGUGCAGAAGAUGCAAAAUAUAAAGAGGGUACGAGGACAUCGGAAUGCUGCCUAUUGUGCAAUAUUUGAUCGCUCAGGGAGAUAUGUAAUUACCGGUUCUGAUGAUCGCCUUGUAAAAAUCUGGUCCAUGGAGACUGCAUAUUGCCUGGCUAGCUGCCGUGGACAUGAAGGUGAUAUCACAGAUUUGGCCAUGAGUUCCAACAAUGCGUUGGUAGCAUCCUCUUCAAAUGAUUGUAUUAUUCGUGUUUGGCGUUUGCCAGAUGGGCUUCCAAUCUCAGUAUUACGAGGACAUACUGGGGCUGUUACUGCUAUCGCAUUUAGUCCUAGGCCAGGCUCUGUAUACCAGCUGUUAUCGUCAUCUGAUGAUGGAACAUGUAGGAUAUGGGAUGCUAGAUAUUCUCAAUUCAGUCCACGGAUAUAUGUACCAAGACCAUCAAAUUCCAUGGCUGGGAAGAACACUGGUCCAUCUACAAGUGCUGGUCCACAGAGCCAUCAAAUUUUUUGUUGUGCAUUUAAUGCUAAUGGAACUGUCUUUGUUACUGGUAGCUCAGACACUCUUGCUAGGGUUUGGAAUGCUUGUAAACCUAACAUGGAUGAUUCUGACCAGCCAAAUCACGAGAUAGAUGUGUUAUCUGGCCAUGAGAAUGAUGUCAAUUAUGUGCAGUUCAGUGGCUGUGCUGUGGCAUCAAGAUUUUCUUUCGCUGACAAUUCAAAGGAAGAAAAUACGCCAAAAUUUAAAAAUUCCUGGUUUUCUCAUGACAAUAUAGUUACCUGUUCACGUGACGGCAGUGCAAUUAUUUGGAUCCCUAGAUUACGCAGAUCCCAUCCAAAAGCUGCCCGUUGGACACAAGCUUAUCAUCUCAAAGUUCCACCUCCUCCUAUGCCUCCUCAACCACCACGAGGGGGCCCACGUCAAAGAAUUCUCCCAACUCCACGAGGUGUUAAUAUGAUUGUAUGGAGCCUAGACAAUCGCUUUGUUCUUGCUGCUAUCAUGGAUUGCAGAAUAUGUGUUUGGAAUGCUGCUGAUGGUAGCUUAGUACAUUCUUUGACGGGUCAUACUGAAUCUACAUAUGUUCUGGAUGUUCAUCCUUUCAACCCCCGGAUAGCUAUGAGUGCUGGUUAUGAUGGCAAAACUAUAGUGUGGGAUAUUUGGGAAGGUAACCCUAUCAAGAUCUAUGAAAUUUCACGUUUCAAGUUGGUUGAUGGGAAGUUUUCACCGGAUGGAACCUCUAUCAUACUCUCAGAUGAUGUUGGUCAAUUAUAUAUAUUAAACACAGGGCAAGGGGAAUCCCAACAGGAUGCCAAAUAUGAUCAGUUUUUCCUUGGUGAUUAUCGCCCCCUUAUUCAAGAUACCUAUGGAAAUGUACUGGACCAGGAAACUCAACUCUUGCCUUACCGGCGGAACAUGCAAGAUCCCCUUUGUGAUUCAGACAUGAUUCCAUACUCAGAACCCUAUCAAACUAUGUACCAGCAAAGACGAUUGGGAGCUCUGGGUAUUGAGUGGCGCCCUUCUUCUCUAAAACUUACUGUUGGGCCGGACAUCAGUCUAGAUCAUGAUUACCAAUUGCAGCCAUUGGCAGACUUGGACAUAAUCACUGGCCCGCUGCCAGACUUUGGUGAUGUAAUGGAUUGGGAACCAGAAAAUGAAGUCCAAAGUGAUGAUACUGAUUCAGAGUACAAUGUUCCUGAAGAGUAUUUUACUGGAGAGGAGCGAGGUAGUUUAAAAUCUUGUUCCUCUGAUGAUCCAGAGUGCAGUGCUGAAGACAGUCAGAGGGAUAACCUUCGAAGAUCAAAGAGGAAAAAACAAAAGGCUGAAGUUGAGAUUACGACAUCUUCUGGUAGACGUGUUAAAAAGAGAAAUUUGGAUGAGUGCAAUGGUAAUUCAUCAAGACAUAUCCAAACUAGCGAGUUAGGAAAUAUCCAAAAAACUUCGAAGAAUUCUUCUAAAUCAAAGUCAUUGCGACCUCAGAGAGCUGCAGCACGCAAUGCUCAAACAUUAUUUUCCAAAAUUACAGGGGCAUCUACAGAUGGCUCAGAAGGUGAAAUGUCAGAGAGUGAAAGCACACUGCAAGAUUCAAAUGUGGAGAGUGAGGAAUCUAGUAGAUCCUUGGUACAUGAGCAAAUGAGGCAUUCGAAAGGGAAAGAAAUUUCCUUAAAUGAAUCUGAGGAUCUGGCCAAACUUGAAUUCCCUGAAUCUCACGUCAAUGCUGGAACCAAGAGGAAAUUGGUACUAAAAUUACCAGCUCGUGAUUCUAACAAGCCCCAACUUGAGAGCUCAUUUGAUAAAUGUGACAGGCAUGACUAUGUGAUUGGUACAUCAUCUGUGAAUCCUGAAGAAGCAGCUCUUGACAAUGGAGAUCACAUAAGCCCUCCUGACCAAGGGUGUUGUUCAGGUGAUGCAAACUGCAGCUUGCUGGAAAGAUGGAGAGAGCAAUUAGAAAAGGUUGAACUUCAUUUAAACCUCUCUGGUGGAUACAAAAUUGGGGAGAUAAAAUGGGGAGGAGUUAGGGCUCGAACUUCCAAACGUUUGAGAUUAGGAGAAUCGAUGUUAUUGGAUGGAAACACUGGCUCUGAUGUACAUCUUGACAACCGUAAAGUAAAAGGAAACAAAGUUAUUGGACUUCUAAAACCUGAAGAAAGUGGCAUUGAUACAUCCUCCCAUACAGAAACCACAAAUUGUGGGGAUAAGAUUGAUGAAGUAGUGCUAACAAAUUUUGAAAGUCAUGGAGUUACGAACUCUGAGAUUUUGGGUGGUGAAGCCAAUGGCAAGGAGCACUCAGAAUUCAGUGAGUUCAGAGAUUAUGAUGAAUCAUCAAAUUGGGUUAACAUGCCUAAUGUGGAUGCAGCUGCCAAUCCUGUUGCUCAUCAGAAUUACUCUGGUAACAGUCCUGAACUUGAAGAGAGCCAUUUACCUAUCUCGACUAAGUUGAGAAUAAAGUCAAAAAUGAUUUCAAGGGAUGAUGAAGGUCCUGACCCUUCCGUUGAUUGUGGAUCUGAUGCAUAUGAUGGAGUAAAUAGAAUUAGUUCAAACCAGGGAGCUGAUGGAUCGCAGCAAUUAGAUACACAGAUUGACUCAGUGUCCAGAGUCCACAAUUCUUCAGGAUUGCAUGCACAUUCAAAAAAGAUGUUUAAUGUUGUCUAUAAAAGAUCGAAGACGUGUAGGGAUAGGACUAACUCGGAAGGUGACAGCGGUGGCAUGGGAGAAAGUACUUCAAAUGCUACCAACACUAAUAUCCAUGAGGGCACAAGUGAUAGGGCUCCUUGUAGAACAAGGUGUAUGGGACUGAUGACCUCAACACAUGAUUCAAACAUGAGCUAUAAUCUCAGGUUGGGACGAAAAUAUGAAUUGCAGGAUAUUUAUACAAGUGCACAUAGUGAGCCUGUGAACACAUACGCACAUCCAUGUGAAGAAUGGGGAUCAAGUUCAAGGAUGACAGUUGGAUUAAGGUCUACAAGAAAUAGGAGAAGCAGUUAUCAUUUCUGUGACUCAAGCCCUGUAGAUAGGCGAAAGGCACAUCAGUCAUCAAGAAAAGGAUCAUGGUUAAUGUUGUCAACACAUGAGGAGGGCUCCCGUUAUAUUCCUCAGCUAGGGGAUCAAAUUGUAUAUCUUAGACAGGGGCAUCACGAGUAUAUAAGUCAUAGUAACUCAAAAGAAGUGGGUCCUUGGGCAACAGUAAAGGGGAACAUAGGAGCUGUUGAAUUUUGUAAAGUUGAAGGUCUUGAAUAUGCCACAAGUUCAGGGUCUGGAGAUAGUUGUUGUAAAAUGACUCUCAAAUUUAUAGACCCUGCUUCCAGUGUCUCUAAUAAAGCAUUUAGGCUGACUUUGCCUGAAGUGACUGGUUUCCCAGACUUUCUUGUUGAAAGAACUCGGUUUGAUGCUGCUACUCAGAGAAAGUGGACAUGCAGGGAUAAGUGCAAAGUGUGGUGGAAAAAUGAGGGUGAAGAAGAUGGAAGUUGGUGGGAUGGCCGUAUCCUGUCUGUGAAGCCCAAAUCUUCAGAAUUUCCAGAAAGUCCAUGGGAGAGGUAUACUGUACAGUACAAGACUGAGCCCACUGAAACGCAUCUACACAGCCCUUGGGAGCUUUUUGAUGCUGAUACCCAGUGGAAGCAGCCUCAUAUUGAUGAUGCUAGCAGAACUAAACUGCUGUCUGCCUUUACCAAAUUGGAGCAGUCUGCCAACAAAGUUCAGGAUCAAUAUGGGGUUCAAAAGUUGAAGCAAGUUUCACAGAAGUCUAACUUUACAAACAGGUUUCCAGUUCCAUUUUCACUAGAACUGAUCCAGUCUAGGCUAGAGCACAACUACUACAGAAGUUUGGAGGCGGCUAAGCAUGACGUAUCUGUUAUGCUGUCGAACGGAGAAUCGUACUUUGGGAAGAAUUCAGACCUUUCAACGAAAAUAAGACGCCUUGCAGACUGGUUUGAACGGAUGUUGUUAUCGCUAGAGUCCUCACCCUCAAGGGCGCCUGAAACCGGGCAGUAAUGAGACUAAAGAAGCUAAGCCGGAAAUGCUUUUACCCAGUUCUUCCGUAGAUAUUUUUAUUCUUUUGCCUUCAUUUUAAUUGAUUUUUUUCAAAUUUUCUUAUGGUUUACCUAGGUGCAAUUUUGGGAAUUGGGUGGAUUCUUUUUAGGGGGCGUAGGGAUCUCAGUAGGGGUUAUAGCUUGUGGUUGUGGAAAAAUUUCCACCGCAAGAUUCAGUUUUUGUACAGAAAAUAUUAGACAUCACAUCAUAAUCAUCACCUCAUUAUCGACGACAAAAGGGAAAGGGCAAAGGAAAGGAGGAUUGCUCUUGUUUAGUCGCAAUAUAAUGGUUAUAAUAACUAGAAUCACCAUUCAACAUUUGUAGUGUUGAUUUCUUCCAAGUUGAGUCAGAAUAAGAAUAAGAUUUAAUUUAA